AUGUAUUCCGAAUGGAGUUCUCUGCCCCUGGAGGGAGGGGGGCGGGGUGUGCUGGGCGCUGUUGGCGGUAGAGAGGUUGUGCUGGCAGUGGUCAAACAGCUAGCCUCACAUGAACCCAGUCCACUCACUACUGAUGCAGAGGUGGAGUGGGUGCUGGAGGUGAUCAGGUUCGGUCUGUCGCUGCCGCUGCAGGAGCACGAGGCGCUGCGGGACUGCGUGCGCGUGUGCUGCGCGUGGCUGGCGGCGCUGCUGCCGCCGGCGCCGCCCGCGCAGCCGCCGCCGCCCGCCACGCCGCCGCCCGUCGCCGCCGCGCCACACAACUACGCUAGGAAGAUCCUGCGCCAUCUCCACAACUUGUUCGUGCCCAGACCCAAUGAGAGUAAGUCCAAUGUUCUCAGUUCAUCUCAUUACUUAUUUAGUGUUUAA
This is a messenger RNA of Spodoptera exigua (beet armyworm), 426 nucleotides long. Lineage: Eukaryota; Metazoa; Arthropoda; Insecta; Lepidoptera; Noctuidae. The record is from the annotation of a GenBank genome assembly.